This is a messenger RNA of Dipodomys spectabilis (banner-tailed kangaroo rat), 3304 nucleotides long. It is a transcript of the gene Naaladl2, whose product is annotated as N-acetylated alpha-linked acidic dipeptidase like 2. The coding region runs from base 28 to 2463 and encodes 811 amino acids. The transcript has 14 exons. Lineage: Eukaryota; Metazoa; Chordata; Mammalia; Rodentia; Heteromyidae. The record is from RefSeq and is a predicted model, not a curated record.
CAGAAGGUCACAAAGCUUGCAGGGUAAAUGACACAACCCGACACUGCUGGGCUUCGUUUACAAAGAAAUAAUAAGAUGGGAGAGAAUGAAGCCAGUUCACCUAACACAUCUUUACAAGGUAAAAAGAUGGCUUAUCAGAAGGUCAAUGCAGAUCAAAGAACUUCUGGCCACUCACAGUAUUUAGACAAUGAUGACCUUCAAACCACUGCCCUGGACUUAGAGUGGGACAUGGAGAAGGAAUUAGAGGAGCCUGGUUUUGACCAGUUCCAACUAGAUAAUGCCGAGAAUCAGAAUCUGGGACACUCAGACGCCUCAGAUCUCCAUCUUGAUUGUAUUCAACCAGCAACUUCACCUAAAGGAAGGUUCCAACGACUUCAAGAAGAGUCUGACUAUAUUAGCCACUAUACAAGAUCUUCACCAAAGAACAGCCGUGGCAGCGUUUGCCACUUUUUAAAAUUGCUUACCAUAGCUACAGUUUUAUUUAUUUUUGGAAUUUUGAUAGGCUAUUAUACACAUGCAAACUGCCCUUCAGAUGCCAUAUCUUCAACAACCAAUGAGCCUCAGUUAUACCAAGAGAUUCUCAAAACAAUCCAGGCAGAAGAUAUUAAGAAGUCUUUUAGGAACUUGGUACAACUUUAUCCAAGUGAGGAUGACACAGACAUUUCAAAGAGAAUUAAGACUCACUGGACUUCAUUGGGUCUAGAAGAUGUGCAGUUGGUCAAUUACUCUGUGCUGCUGAGUCUGCCUGGUGCUUCCCCUAGCACUGUGACCCUGACCCCCAGUGGCCAGUGCUUCCUUCCUUCCGGCCAGCCUUGCAACCAAGAAGACAGAAAAGACAACAGCCAAAAUAUGCUCUACUCCUAUGCUGCCUAUUCUGCCAAAGGAACUCUCCAGGCUGAAGUCAUCGACGUGAGUUAUGGAACCAGAGAGGAUUUAAAAAGGAUAAAAAAAAUGAAAAAUACAACAAAUCAAAUUGCACUCUUAAAAUUAGGAAAAUUGCCACUACUUUAUAAGAUUUCCUUGUUGGAAAAGGCUGGAUUUGGAGGUGUUCUUCUAUAUAUUGAUCCUUGUGAUUUACCAAAGACUGAAAAUCUUAACCAUGACACUUUCAUGGUGACCCUGAACCCUGGAGGAGAUCCUUCCACACCUGGUUACCCGAGCAUCGAUGGGAACUUUAGACAAAGCAGGACAAACCUCACCUCCUUGGUAGUACAGCCCAUCUCUGCCUCCCUGGUGGAAAAACUGAUCUCGUUGCCAGCAGCGACAACCAACAAGGAUCUCUGUACCCCUCUAGAACUUCCACAGAAAGAGAAAAGAAUUAUCCGCCUGCAAGUACAAACAGUUACAAAGUUUAAAACCAUCUCUAAUGUUGUUGGAUAUGUCAAGGGCCUAAUAUCCCCAGACCGAUAUAUUAUAGUUGGGAGCCAUCAUGAUGGUGGAUUAACUUAUGUUGGACAAGAAUGGGCCAGUAGCACUGCUGUGAUCACAGCUCUGAUUCGAUCAGUGAUGCUGAGAGUGAGGAGAGGAUGGAGACCAGACCGCACCAUUGUUUUCUGCUCAUGGGGAGGAACAAAGCUGGGAAACAUUGGUUCCUAUGAAUGGGGAGAGGAUUUCCAGAAAGUUCUUCAAAAAAAUGUUGUGGCUUAUAUUAGUCUCCAUAGUCCCGUCAGGGGCAGCUCCAGUCUCUACUCUGUAGCAUCACCGUCACUUCGGCAACUGGUAGUAGAGAAAAUUAAGUUCAACUGUACCAGAAGAGCACAUUGCUGGGAGAACAAUGUCAGUUCUGUACAGAUCCAAGGAGAUGCCCAGUACUUCAUCAACGAUCUUGGAAUUCCCACUGUGCAGUUCGUGUAUGAGGACAAGAAGGCCUUGGAGGGUCCAAGUUUUCUCUCUGAGGCCAUUUUUCCUAAGCCUGCAACAAAAAUUGAAGAAACAGAUCCUUUUUUCAACUUUCAUACAACAAUUGCCAAGCUCUCCGGGGAAGUGCUUUUGCAAAUUGCCAGCGAUCCAGUUCUUCCUUUUAAUGCUCUUGAUAUAGCUUUAGAAGUGCAAAACAGACUUAAAGGUGAUCAGCCUUGUACUCAUCAGCUGCUAGACAUGGCCUCACGCCUGCGGGAGAGUACUGAACUCUUCCAGUCAAAUGAGAUGCGACCAGCUAACGACCCCAAGGAGAGAGCCCCCACCCGGGUCCGCAUGCUGAAUGACAUCCUCCAAGACAUGGAGAAGAGCUUUCUGGUACAACAGGUGCCACCAGGGUUUUACAGAAACAUCCUGUACCGCAUGGAUGAGAAGACACCACAGUUCUCAGUGCUCCUGGAGAUCCUGGAGCACUGCGAGUCACAGCCAUCAAAUGAAACCUUCCAAGCCGCCAUAUCAGAUGUGUGGAGCAGCAUUAAUUCAGCUCAGGUGUACUUCAAAGCAGGACUCCAUGUGUUCGAGAAUGUCUUGGAUGGAAAGAACUGAGAAAACUCUUGUAUUAAAAAAACAACUGUUUACAAUUCUGCAAGAAAAAUCUCUAAUCUGACCAGAUUUUCUGACAUUGAAGACUUUUUUCCAAUUGCUUUUCUUAUUAUUCCAAUGUAUUUUUAAUGAACAUAUGAAACACAUUUUGCACAUUUGAUAUUCAUAUAUCUAUUUCUGAAUAGGUAAAUGCAAGUUAUUGAGUUAAUACUUAAGAUUUAUCCAUUAAAAAGACAUCUGCUGUAUUUUUAUAUAUAAAGUGUUUUUUAUGGGGGGUCAAAUUUCAAGAAGUUUUGGGCACCUUCAUUCCUGUGGACAGGACAUGUUCUUAAUGAAAGCUUUUAGAAUAGAAAUGGAGAAUUGAUAGAGUUUCAGAUUAACUUCUCUAUGAAAUGUUCAGUGUAAUGAUUUCCAAGUAUUCUGAAUGGGUUGCCCAAAAUCACUUUGAAUGUUACUAUUUUCUGAAAUGAAGUUUCUCUUCUUAACACAACUCAAUGUAGUAAUACACUGUUUAUGAAAUUGUAUUUUUUAAGUAUUAAUGAAAAAAUAGGAGCUAUAAACAUUCCAAGGAAAAAUCUCCAGAUAGCUGCACAGUGCAAUUUAAAUGCAAAUUUUUUUCCUAACAACAUAUAAGGUGACUAGCUUUGAGCUCCCCCUCCCGCCAUAACUUUGCCCAAGUUGAUUUAUAAGAGUUUCAGGAGUGAUGUAUGUCUUAUGAGAAAGAAAUUAUUUCUUUCUUCUUUUUUCUCUGGCUUGUGUUAAAAUAAGAGAAACAAAGCAUCCAUAAAAUGAAAGCAUCCAGGAGUUUUUUUCCUUCUUUUCUGAAGCUCCUCCUUAAUGCAAG